Aaosphaeria arxii CBS 175.79 is the source of this 992-nucleotide messenger RNA. RefSeq lists its product as uncharacterized. NCBI's taxonomy places the organism in Eukaryota, Fungi, Ascomycota, Dothideomycetes, Pleosporales. Bases 195 to 950 code for a protein of 251 amino acids. The record is from RefSeq and is a predicted model, not a curated record. The transcript has a single exon.
UAUCAUUCAUGGGGCUUUGCUCAAAAAUGAGGCGGAUUCACAAUGAUCCAAAAGUUGGAAGCUAGCAAUUCCAUGAGCUCUCCUGAUGGACUAUUGAAAACAUACUGGGGGCGCGCGAGUAGUGGGAUGUCAGGCCAGAAGAAGGGGGUGUGGACAAUGAGUUCUUCCUAUCACAAUCAAAACAUCGCCUUGACAUGGUUCAUGCUUGCCAAAGGGCUGGAGACAGCAAAGAACAUCAAAUGGAGUACCCGACCGUGCCAUGGAAGCUCUCGGGUCUUUGUUUCAAGGACACAAAAUUUCGAAAAACAAACACUUUCGAAACAGAACCUAACAUGGAACAUGGAAGCUCUCGGGUCUUUGUUUCAAUGAUACAAAAUUUCGAAAACAGACACUUUCGAAACAGAACCUGGCAUCGAGCAUGGAAGCUCUCGGGUCUUUGUUUCAAUGACACAGAAUUUCGAAAACAGACACUUUCGAAACAAGAUCUUGCCAUGUUCCCGCUCCUACCGACUGCAAAUGACGCCGGGCAAGCCUGUAUGGUCGAACCAGAUUGGAGUUCUAAUAUUCAAGACAAGCCCGUGAUCGCUACAAUGAGCUUGUCUGCUCCCAUUAUGGGGAGUAACCCAAUUGUAUGUGACUGCCUUGGCGCAGGUGCUAAUGUGGAGCUCUCGAGUGCCUGUUAUGGCUAUGAUCUCUCUGUUGCGGAAUUUUCCCAUAUGAGAAACACAACUAUUGGUUUUCUAUUGCAAAAAUUUACUGGCACCACUUCCAUGAAAACCCUGGAUCUCAGGCUUGAAAAGAUGUCAUACUCGGCUGCGCCUACAAAUGUUUCUCUAUGCGUACACAACAUGCCCAAUGAGCCAAAAAAAAAUGCUCCUGCCAACAAAUUUCAAAUCUCAUGCCUCGGACUCAUUACAAAUUUUCUUUUUCUUUUACACUCAUUCGUGUAAAAAAACACAUCUGAUGGGAGCAUGGUGGCCCUUACACUUGGA